AUGGGUGCCAGAACCUCCAAAAGCGCCAACAGCAAGCCUCAGUCUCCUGACCUAACCGGCCUCUCCAUCGCCAACCAUCCCCCCAAACACCUCCCAGGUCCAGCCCUUCUCCAUCACCUUGUGCAGACAAACUCAAAAGAUGGGCAGCCUGCGCUCGACUUCCUUCUCGACCCGAAAUCCAACAAACGUGUCACGCUUUCCUACGCCCAGCUCCACGCAGCUUCAGACGUCCUCGCUUGUCGGAUCACCGCUCUUCUUGCGCAAUCUCAGCCCGCCAACAACGACGGCAAGCAGAGGAAGAAAAAGCGCGAGUUGAAGAAAUGGGACGGCAAGAAGGCCCCUCAAAGAGAGGCCUUUGUUGUGCCAAUUUUGAUCCCGCAGAGUCCGAUGCUGUAUGUCUCGCAAUUGGCGAUCCUCAAAGCAGGCGGCGCUUUCUGCCCGCUUAACCUAGACGUUCCCCUUGAAAGGGCCCGGUUUAUUUUGCAAGAUGUGAACGCGCACGUAGUGAUUACCACAAAGGAGCUGGAGGGGCAGAUACCGGGGGAUAUGGGGCUUCAAGUCCUCUUGGUCACACCCGACACGCUGGACUUCCUUCUGGCAAAGACGCCCACCCAGCAGGAGCGCAAACGCUGGAGGGUGCCAAAAGGGGAUGAUUUGGCAUACGUUAUGUAUACCUCCGGCAGCACGGGCACCCCCAAAGGUGUGGGUAUCUCCCACACCGCAGCCACGCAAUCCCUUCUCGCUCACGACGCACACAUCCCCCAUUUCACGCGCUUCUUGCAGUUCGCAGCGCCUACGUUCGACGUAUCGGUGUUCGAGAUCUUCUUCCCUUUGUUUAGGGGCCAGACACUCGUGGGGUGUGUAAGACAAGAGAUGUUGAACGACCUGCCGGGGGUGAUGAAUGCGCUGCAAGUGGAUGGAUGUGAGUUGACCCCCAGCGUGGCGGGGAGUUUACUCAGGAAGAGGGAGAACGUGCCAGGGCUAAGGGUAUUGCUUACGAUUGGGGAGAUGUUAACUCGGCCGGUGGUGGAAGAAUUUGGGGGAGAUGGGGAGAAAAAAAGUUUGCUGUGGGGGAUGUAUGGUCCUACGGAGGCAGCGAUUCAUUGUAGUGUCGAAGCUGCUUUUGAGAGUAAGGCAAGUGUGAGCAAUAUUGGCGUGGCAUUUGAUACCGUGUCGGCGUUUAUACUCAAGAUCCCUGACCCUGAUGCUGGGGAUUCCCCCACGGAGGUAGUGGUCCUGCCUUUGGGAGAGACCGGAGAACUCGCUCUUGGAGGACCGCAGCUCGCGGUCGGGUAUCUGAACAGGCCGGAUUUGACUUCCACAGCGUUUAUCGACACCCCGUAUGGGAGGCUGUAUCGGACAGGAGACAAGGCGAGGAUGUUACCCGGCGGGAAGCUGGAGUGCCUUGGACGGAUCGCCACCGGGCAAGUCAAGCUCCGCGGGCAGAGGAUAGAGCUGGGCGAGGUCGAGCAUGCUGCGUUGAGGGCAGUCGGGUGUCAUGGGGCUGUGGCGGGGGUGGUGAACAACCUUUUAGUUCUCUUCUGCGCGGUUGAUGAUGUCGAGGAAGGGGAUGACAAUACCAAGAAAACAGACAAAGUCCUCCACAGCUGUCGGGAGUGGCUGCCAGGGUAUAUGAUCCCCAAUGAUGUGGUCAUCAUGAGGGAGUUGCCGAGGCUGCCGUCGGGGAAGGUUGAUCGGAAGGGUCUUGUGGCAGAUUACUCGGCAAAGAUAACUUCUCUCGCGGAUGGGGUCGCAUAUGCGGACGCUAGAGAGCGUCGGAUGUGCGAGAUUGCUGGUCAAGUGCUUUCAGGGCCCGUUUACUCCAACACUGACCUCGCCAGGGCGGGACUGGACUCCCUUACUGCGAUCAAGCUCGCUUCUGCGCUGAGGGAAGGGGGAUAUGAAGUCUCUGCUUUGGAUGUCCUCUCGGUCCGGACGAUCGCGGGCCUUUAUACCCGGGUGAAGGACCGAAUCCCUCAGGCCCCUGAUUCCAUUGACUUGGAGGUCCCCUCAGCUCGAAAGCACCCGCUUCUGACCCCUUACACAGGGAAAAUUACCUCUAUCAUCCCCUGCACACCCCUCCAAUCCUCCAUGCUCGCCGAGACGGUCGCUAAUCCGAGGGUGAACUGCAACUGGGUUGAACUGCGGAUCGUCGGGCAUGGAGUUAACGACGUCCGGGUGUGGUUUGAGCGCCUCAUCGAGCAAAACGAGAUCCUCCGCACGGGAUUCAUCCACCACGCUGGGCACUUUCUGCAGGUCAUUUUCUCUGGCGUGAGGGAGGGCCAGAUCGCGGUGGUUAGCGCCCUAAGCAGGGAGUGGCAACUGAACGAUGAUGCGGGAUUCCUUCACCCAUUUAAAAUUCGUCUUGUUCCGUCAGAAGAGGGGGUCCUCGUCACAGUACAGCUACAUCAUGCUAUCUAUGAUGGCUGGACGCAGGACCUGCUUCUGGCUGACCUCACUUCCCUCUCUCAAGGGCAAGAGCUUACUCCUCGACCCCAGUUCCGGGCUCUCACCUCAUACUUCCACUCUGAAUCGCACAAGCAAGCAUGUAACGCUGCUCGUGAGUUUUGGGCACGCACGCUGCACUCUUACCACCCGCCCCCCUUUCCAACCCUUGUCAGCAACCCAGACUCCCCGCCGUCAGUAGAAACUACAUCCCUUACGCUCCCCCUAUCCCCAGGCGAUGUCAAGUCAAAGCUCCAGAGUGUAAUAUGCACACCCCAAUCCCUCUUCCUCGCCUCCCUCACCUUCACAACCUCCCUUUUCCUCUCUCACCCCGAUAUAGCCAUCGGCGUGGUAACCUCCCUGCGUACACUCCCCCUCUCGAGCAUAGAAGCUCUCCUCGGCCCGUGCAUUGCCACAUUACCCCUGCGAACUGACCUAAGGCAAGUAAGGACUGUACGGGACCUUCUUGCCACAGUCCAGGCCGCAAACAGGGCUGCUAUGGCUCAUGGGGUGCUGCCGCUAGGGGAGAUAAAGAAGUUAACUAGGCAAAAAGGGGGGGAGAGGGUUUUUGAGGUUAUGGGGGUUUGGCAGGAGAGUUUGGUCUCUUCUUCAACAGAUCAAAAGGGGGUUGUGCAGGUGUUGGGGAGCAGGGACUAUCUCGAGACGAAGGUUUUUGUGGAGAUGGAGCCGCGGGAGAGGGAGCUUGAGGUUAGAGUUACUUGGCAUGGGGAUGUGGUGGGUAAAGAGUGGGCUGCGGCCUUUGGGAAAACGUUAGGGGUUUUGACAAGAGGGAUGUUGGAUAACCUCUCGGGAGAGCUUUCUCAGCUUAAAAAGGUGUUGCCGGAGGACGUGAAGGGAGUGUUUGAUGUUGAGAAGGCCUUCGAGAUUUUGGAAAAGGGAGACUUCCCCCCGUCUAACCACAUCCCUUCCCCGGCUCAGGACCUGCCCUCCAGCACCGAUAUCACCACCGCCGACGAAUGGUCUCCCCUCGAAUCCCUGAUCUCCGAUGCAGUUUGCUCCUCCCUUACCGUCAACCGUCCCGAGUUAAGGAAAUGGACUCCCCUCGCAGCCUUCGGCCUGGACUCACUCACCGCCAUCCAGCUCGCACGCGAGAUCGAAACGCGCCUGGGCAGACGGCCGGGUAUCACCCUCAUCUUAAGGAAUGCGACUGUAGCAAAGCUAGCGCAAGUCCUGGCUGAAGAAUGCCUCACAACUCCUGUGCUUGCAUCAAGCGCGCUUAAGGAGGUUGAAGAACCUCUGUUGCCCAAGGAGCUCAUCGACAGCGUGCUGGGGGAUCUCAAGGAGAAGGGCGUGACCGUCACAACCCUCCUGCCGUGUACUCCACUUCAAGAGGGUAUGCUCCUCUCCUCUUCCGGCAGCGGUAGCUCCCAAUACCUGAACCAGAUGCUCUUUCGUCUCAACAGCCCCCUCAACCCCCUGAAGCAAGCUUUUACAUCCAUGGUUGUUAGGCACCCUAUUCUGCGCACAAUCUUCCUCACUACAUCAUCCACUCAAUACCCAAUUAUUCAGGCAGUUUUGGAGGCGUGGGAGCCCGUCUGGCAUGGGUUUGGCACCUCUCCAUCAAGCAUAGAAAACUGCUUGGAGCAACAGGUGAAAGCUGUCCCCCCUGCGCUGGACAGUCUGACACCCGCCAUCUCCUUCGGUGUGAUCCACCACGGACAAGAUACCUACAUCUCUUUUGUAUGCCAUCAUGCUCUCUAUGAUGGCGUGGCGAUCCAACGGCUGCUCUACGAAGUCGAGCAAACCGUCGCCGGACAGGUUUUGUCGCCCCCAUCGAAGUAUGACUCCUUCCUUCGCUUGAGUCUGGCGCUCCCUGCGGAUACGGACACAUUCUGGAGGGCCCAACUGGAAGGGUACACGCCUAAACUGGCUUCCAAGUUGUCGUUUGACGGCCUCCCACUAGAGAAGAUCAACCUGAUACAGGAGUUGGGCAUGCCCUUUUCUCAGCUCCAGGGGAGGAUCCGCCAGCUAGGCAUCACGCUCCUCACAGCAUCCCACACAUCCUGGACGCUCACCCUCUCCACUGUUUUUAACAGCGGCGACAUCUGCUUCGGAACAGUCAUCAACGGCCGUAGCGUUCCCCUUCCACAGAUCGACGAACUUGUCGCUCCGUGCUUCAACACUAUACCGAUCCGAGUGAAGUUGGAGGAUGAGACACUAAGGGUCGCGGAAGUGAUGAGGUUGGUAGGGGAUAUUAAUGAACGGGCGAGGGAGUACCAGUUUACGGGGCUGAGGAGGAUACAGGGAGUGGUUGGGAAGGGGAGGGUGUUUGAUACGCUUGUGUUGGUGCAAGCUCCGGGGAGGGAACUGGACCAAGCUGUUUGGAGACUUGAAAAGGACGAGGGGGAGAUGGAUAUCCCCUAUGUCCUCGAAAUCACCCCCAACCCGACGCAAGACAAACUCGUUGUUCGUCUCCACGCCCAAGAGAGCCCUAUUUCCUCCCUCCUGUUGCAUCUCUUCCUCCACACCUUCAACACCAUCCUCGCCUAUCCACACUCUCACCUCCCACUCAUCCUCCCGACUCCCUUGGCCGACGACAUCUCGAGGAUCAAACACCCCCAACCCGCUACCGAACCCACAGCUUCUCUCGGCAAAGAGGACUGGACGCCGACAGAGCUUACCAUCUGCUCUGUGCUGACCUCUCUCUCACACGUGGAUGAGGCCAGGAUAACCCGGCAUACAACGAUUUAUCAGCUCGGACUGGAUAGCAUUUCUGCCGUACAAAUCGCCUCCAAGCUACGCAACACUUUCUCGGACAGGCAAGUGACGGUAACGGCGAGUGAUGUCCUCACCUACCCAACAUGUGCCCGUCUCGCGGCCUUUAUCGAUGCCCAAACCGCCAACCCCUCGAUCGACAUUCCCGCCAAGCCGGCAUACGACCUCUCAAGUUUCCAAUCGCGGGUACGUCCGCAACUCGCCGUUCAUGGGAUUGAUAUGGAUCAAGUCGAGACCCUCCUCCCCUGCACCCCAACACAAUCCGCCAUGCUCGCCCAAUUUAUCAAGUCUUCCGGCAAAGACUACCUCAAUUUCCUUGAGUUUGAGGUCAGUUCGGAAGGGGUUGCCUCCUCACAGCUCGCUGAUACAUGGCACAAGGUCUGUGCUGCUCAGCCUAUGCUUCGUGCGGGGGUUAUUCCGGUUGAGGGGGUGAGGGAGGUUGAGUUCGGGAUGGUGGUUUACAAGGCUGAGGACUUCUCCCCUCGUGUCAGUGUUCAUCAAGGGUACUUCGAGCGUGAGAAAUGGAGACGUGAGGCUCAAAAGGCUGCCUAUGACAACCCGGAAACCAAUCUCUGGAGCGUGGCGAUCCUGGAAAGAGAGAAAGGGCUGCACAUGCACCUGGCCAUCCACCACGCCCUCUACGACGUGCACUCCCUUCGGCUUUUGCUUGCUUCUUUAUCUGAAUGCCUCUCCGGCCGCCAACUCUCUCCGCAGGACAUAACCCCUGCUGUUGUCGAUAUCCUCUCCCAAACUACCUCCCCUGACCCCUCUUUCUGGACAGGGCUGGCCGAAAAGGUUGUGGUAAACCGCUUCCCGGUCAUGACUCCUCUCCAACAGCGCAACAGAACGAUUGAGACCGCCGAGAUGGCAAGUAGUUUGCCUGUUGGAACGCUAGAGAAAGGGGCUAUGCAAGCCGGCUACACCCUGCACACCCUCUUCUCCGCAGCCUGGACCCGCGUCCUCUCCUCCUACCUGGGCGAAUCCUCCGUCGUGUUUGGAAUUGUGCUGUCGGGGAGAACAACCGAUGCGACGAGGGAGGCUGUGUUUCCUUGUAUUUGUACGCUGCCUGUUGUGGCAGAAAACACCGAGAAGAAUGAGGAGUUAUUGCGCAGCAUGUUGAGGUAUAACACUGCCCUCUACACCCAGCAGCAUCUCCCCCUGACCAGGAUUCAGCAGUGGCUCGGGAGGGGGGAUACAAAGCUAUUUGAUACGCUGCUCGUAUACCAGAAACUCGACCUUCCUCCGGGCCCUGACAGCGAGACUCGCCGCUGGAAGAUUGUGGACGACACGCCGCAAACCGACAUCCCCUUGUCGCUGGAGAUUGAACACUCCUCAGGCUCGACGUCACUAAGCCUGCUCUACCGCGCUACCUUCUUCACGGACAUCCUCCCCCCUGAACAGGCGGCCCUCCUGCUGAAGCAGUUCGAUGCGCAGGUGUCACACCUCGCUUUGCACCCCGACGAGACGGACUCUGCCCUGAACGAUGCUCACCCAGAGCUAUAUUCUAUCCUACUCGCCGAACAACCGACUCUGUCCACAGAGGUGAAGUUCCUGCACGAGUUUGUCUCGCGGCAAGCUGCGUUGACGCCCGAGGCGACGGCGCUGUGGUUUGUGGACCGUUUCGACAACAACAACAACCCCAUCGGCAGGGAAUGGACGUAUUUGGAGCUAGAGAAGCAGGGAAACCGUGUCGCUCAUCUCUUGAGCGGACAUGUCUCAACGGGCGACGUGGUCGCAGUCUGCUUUGACAAGUCUCCCGUGGCAUACUUUUCAAUUCUUGGAGUGCUCAAAGCAGGGUGUGCGUUUCUCGCGCUCGAUCCUGGCGCGCCGAGGGAAAGGAAUGAGUUUAUCCUUAGGGACUCCGGUGCCACGAUGUUACUGACGGACGGGCCGAGCCCGGCUUUGGGCACAAGCAUUCCGGUGUUGGUGGUCACCGAAGCGUUGUUGGCCUCCGAGUCCCUCCCACCGGACCCCGUCUCUCUAACCAGAGAUCUCAAGAGUGAAGAUGUAGCCUACAUCCUCUACACUUCGGGCACAACCGGCACCCCGAAAGGCUGCUGUAUCACGCACUCCAACACCGUCCAAUGCAUGCUUUCUUUCCAAGUCAUCUUCACAGGUCAUUGGACGCCCGGCGCCUCUCGCUGGCUGCAGUUCGCCUCGCUCCACUUCGACGUCUCGGUCCUAGAGCAGUACUGGUCCUGGUCGGCGGGCAUCACACUCGUCUCUGCGCCGCGCGACCUGAUCCUCUCCGAUUUAGCGGGCACGAUCUCGCGACUCGAAAUCACGCACAUCGAUUUGACGCCUAGCCUGGCAAGGCUCUUACAUCCGGAGGAAGUGCCCAGCUUGUGUCGCGGUGUGUUCAUAACAGGCGGCGAGGCACUGAAGCAGGAGAUUUUGGAUGUUUGGGGCGAGACGGGGGUGAUCUAUAAUUUUUACGGACCGACAGAAGCCACUAUCGGCGUUACCGUCUACCCCAGGGUGCCAAAAGAAGGGAAGGCGUCGAAUAUCGGGCGUCAAUUCAUCAACGUCGGGGCGUAUGUCCUAAAACCCGGCACCGAGGAGCCUGUUUUGCGUGGCGGCGUCGGCGAGCUUUGUGUGUCUGGCCCGCUGGUUGGGAAGGGUUAUUUGCAGAGAGAGGGUUUGACGAGAGAGAAGUUCCCCACCCUUUCUAAAUUCGGGGAGCGGGUUUAUCGCACCGGAGAUCUCGUCCGCGUCCUGCACGACGGGUGCUUCGACUUUCUGGGUCGUGCCGACGACCAGGUCAAGCUGCGCGGACAGAGGCUCGAAAUUGGGGAGAUCAACCACGCCAUUCGGAAGGGCGUGCCCGAGAUCAAGGACGUCGCUACGCUUGUCGUGCGGAAUGAAGCGCAGAAGAAGGAUUUACUGGUGUCGUUUGUCGUGCCGAAUGCCGAAAAGAAGCAUGGCCCCCUGGCGCUGGUAGAGACGCCCGAGACAAUCGAGAUGUGUCAAUCUGCCCGCUCAGCCUGCCGCUCGAAGCUUCCUGGCUACAUGGUCCCGACCUAUGUUCUUCCCGUGCCAUAUAUUCCCCUCUCGCGCAACAACAAGGCUGAGUUGAAAGAACUACGGAGGUUCUUUGCCUCUCUCUCGGCUGAACAGCUCUUGGCUUUAUCCUCCUCAACCUCUGCAUCCCAUCACACUCUGGACGCGACCGGAGUGAAGAUUGUUCAAAUGUUAUCCUCUAUGACGGGUGUACCCCUGGAGACAGUCAAGGCCGACGCGACCAUCUUCGAACUAGGUAUCGACUCCAUCUCCGUGCUGCGCCUGUCCCGCUUGUUCAAUUCCAACGGUUUCCCCUCUGCGACUCCAGCACUCAUCCUCCGGCAUCCUGUCGUCGCCGACCUUGCCAGAGCCCUCUCCACACAACAAAGACCGUCCUCAACCUCUGCCGCGGUACAAGCUGCCCGACUUCGGAUCCAAGCCUGCGCCCACAAGCACCUGUCCCACAUCUGUAGAGAUCUAGAUGUGCGGCUGACAGAGGUAGAGUACAUUGCGCCGUGCUCGCCGCUGCAGGAGGGUAUGCUUUCUCGGUCUGGGGUCGACGGGGCGUAUUUCAACACCUUCCGACUUGUCCUCGCUGAUGCAGUGAACCUUGACCGGCUAGAGGAGGCUCUAAAGAGGGUUGUCGACAAGCUGCCGAUCCUCAGGACAAAGUUCGUCAAAACGACGGAUGGGUUUAUGCAGGUUGCUUUACGGCAGCCCUUCCCUGGGUGGGAGGUUGUUGAUGGAAACGUCCGCGAGAUCAUGCAGCAAACCAGAAAGGAAUGGAUCGCCUUGAAUCAGGAGACUUUCGUCCAGCCGUGGAAGGCUGUGCUUGUGGGAAGGGAGCUGGUAUUGCAUAUCUUCCAUGCGCUGUAUGAUGCUAACAGCCUCAAGCUGAUGCUUGCUAGGCUGGCAGCAGAGUAUCGUGGCGAGAGGGAGGGAGAUGAAGAGCCUUCCUUCCUGGAGGCGCUUGUCCAUGGGCCGUUGCAGGAUUUUUCGGAGAGUAAAGGGUUCUGGGUUGAGCAUCUGAAGCAGGCAAGCUUAACGCCCGUGCCAAGGUCCUCUUCGGUCGGUAUGACGUCCGUAUCAAGGACGAUCGCAGCCCCUGACUUGGACACCCUCCGCUCGAAGCUCGGCACAACCUAUCAAUCCCUCCUCCAAGCCCUGUGGGCAUCCCUCCUAUCAAAGCACCUGAACACAGCGACCCCCACGAUGGGCUUAAUCCUCUCCGGUCGCACCAUCGCCCUCCCUUCCGCAGACCUCAUCCCGGGGCCCAUGUUCAACACCCUCCCCUUCUGUGCCCACAUCUCAUCUCAAACAACUUGGUCCUCUCUCGUAAAACAAUGCCACGACUUCAAUACCGCCGUCCUGCCAUUCCAGCAUGUACCCCUGAGGGAGGUGCAAAAGUGGUGCACGGGCGGGAGGAAGAUCUUUGAAGUGUUGUUUUCGUUCCAGAUUGAGGAUGAUGACACUGAAAAAAUAGAGAGACUGUGGAGGAUUGCUGAUGAUGAACAGACGGGGACGGAGUACCCUCUGGCGUUGGAGAUUACGUUGAGGGAGGGGAUACAAUUAAAAGUUGUGCUUGUCGCGAGGGGGGCUGAGGAACAAAUACUAGAAAAGAUGGCUGACGAGUUGGAGAGUGGGCUGCACAGCAUGCUCAGUAACCCGGACGCCAUCGUCUCAACUGACACAUCAUCCCUGAGCGCAGUACUGCAUCAGAACGGCCACGCCUCCGCCGACGGUUCAGGCCCUCUCCCCCUCCGGCUCCCCAAUGGCACCUCCCACACAACCGCUCCGUUCGUCUGGACUCCCUCAGCCCAGCUCCUCCGGCAGGAAAUUGCCUCCCUCGCUGAAACAGACCCAUCGUCAGUGUCAGAAUCAACCCCCCUCCUCUCCCUCGGCCUGGAUUCCAUCGACAUCAUCAAGCUCUCUGCGCGUCUCAAGUCGCACGGCAUCGAAGUCAAAACAAGUGAGAUCCUUCGGAGGCAGACAAUCGCCUCCAUCACGCAGCUCUUGCAGUCCCGCGCCGGGGAGCCGAGCAAGCAAUCGGUACGGGAGAAGAGGGUUGAGAUCGUAACGACCUUGUUAAGAGAACAUCUCACAGAAAGGGGGGAGUUGCAAGAGAGAGAGGUAGCACUACCCGUCACCGCCAUCCAAGAAGCGCUCCUCACGCAAAUGCUCGACUCCGACUUCACUCUCUACUUCAACCACGACAUUCUGGCCAUCUCAUCCCAAGUCGACAUCCCCCGGUACAAAUCCGCCUGGUCAGCCGUCCUAGCCGGGGAACCGAUCCUCCGCACGCGGUUCACCCCCCUCCCUGCCGGACUGCCAGGGCUGAAAUCAACCUGGUGCCAGGUCAUCUCCCCCUCUCCCACAGCACACAUCGUGGAGGUUGAGUUGCAGAGUGAAGACGAGCUGUCCAAACUGACCGAGACAGCCACCAUCCGCGCGAGGCAAGGUGCCGGGAAGGCUGAUCUGGUGCAGCUAGCUUUUGCGACGGUAGGAGAGAAGACAUUCGUGGUGCUGUCACUCGCACACGCGCUGUAUGAUGGCUGGAGUUUGGGACUGAUUCAUCGCGCUGUGUGGGAGGCCUAUGAAGGUCGUUAUUCGCCGCCCGAGAUGGAUGCAUACCUUGGCCAAGUGCAGGAGGUACUGCUCUUCCCGGAGGAUGACAACGACGAUGCGGCGGCUUUCUGGGCAGGGUUCUUACAGGGCACUCGGCAGACUUUGUACCCCCGACGCUCUCCAACCCCCUCCGACGAGACUCAUCGCGCUGAGUUGGCAUCCUCUGUACUCCCAGAACAGCUCACAGCCUUUCUCAAAUCCCACGCCAUCACCCUCCAAACCCUAACCCAAUCCAUCUGGUCCGUCCACCUCGCCUGCCUCACCGCGUCGUUAGACACGAUCUUCGCCACAGUCCUCUCCCUCCGCACCACUCCUCCCCUCGAAAACCUCCCCUACCCGACUAUGAACACAGUCGCCGUCCGCUCCGUGUUGCACGGUACAGUUGCCAACUGGCUGCACUACAUGCAAGAGAAUAUGGCAUCUGUCCUAGCGCACGGCCAUUUCCCUUUGAGAGAGGCACUGCGUGUUGCGGGACUCACAGGAGGGGUGUUGAAUACGUUGUUUAUUGCGCAGCGGUCGCUGGGUGGGGACAAGAAGGGGGAAGGCCUGGCGAGUAGUGUAGGAGGGGAAGCGAGGGCUGAGUAUCCUGUUUGUGUGGAGGUUGAGAUGGUUGGGGGUAAGUUGGUUUGGAGGGGGGCUUGUGAAGGUGCUUAUGGUUCGCAAGAAGAAAUUGAUGGGCUGCUGAGGAGGUUAGAUGGGUUGUUGGCAUGGGUGUUGGAACAUCCCGACGCAGACGUGGUCACCUUCUCAGGCGACUCAGUCCAGAUCUGCGGUCUGCCGCCCAUCAGACUUCGUGACGCCCAAGACCAGAUCGCCAACGGAAUCGACGACACCGAUGCGUGGUCACCUCUCGAAGAACAGAUUCGCGACGCGUUGGCUUCAGUCGCUGGCAUCCCCGCGUCGAGCAUCGCGAGAAGCAACAACGUCUACCACCUUGGCCUAGACUCCAUCAGCGCCAUCAAAGCCACGACCCUCCUCCGCAAGCAGGGAGUGAACCUUGGACUAAGGGACAUGCUUCGUGCAUCAUCAAUUGCCGAAAUGGCUCCCUUAGUCCGUGCCCCAGCCGGUGUUGACAUGCCCGCAGCAGAAAGCAGUGCCCUGUCUGAGGUCGAGGUGCGUGGCGUGCUGGACAAGUUUGGGAUUGACGGGAGUGCGGUUGAGGAUGUCCUCCCCGCGAUGGCAAUGCAAGUUCAUAUGUUGUCGGUGUGGCUAAACACGAGGGGCGAGGUGUUUUACCCUGAGUUUAGGUACACUUUGUCUGGGAAGAUCACUGCCAGCGCUAUUGACAAGGCGUGGAAGACGCUUGUAGGAGAGACGCCUAUUCUGAGGACGGUGUUCGUGGCUACUGAGUCGAGGGACACGCCCGUGAUGCAGGUUGUCUUGAAAAAGGAAUUCCUAGACGAGAGUGUCGUCCGGGACGGGGUGUGGAUGAGCAAGGAGAGGGAGGCAGAGCAGCCGUAUAACCGGUUGGUUGCCACAAAAGAGGAUGAGAAGUGGAGGUUGAGGAUGAAGAUUCACCACGCGCUGUAUGAUGCUGUCAGCUUGCCGGCUAUCAUGGAGCGGUUUGCCGCUUUGUGCUCUAAUCGUGCUCAACAACCCGUCUGGCCUGCCAAGCUCCCGAGACCACUUCUGGCCGACAAGCCUGAGAGAAAGCGCUUCUGGACGAAGUACCUCACCGGAGCCGAGACUGUCCCACUGUGCUUGGGGUCAAACGAGUCUGCUGCACGCGUCAGCCUGGUCAAAAAAGCCCUGCCCGACGUCACCUCUCUCUCAAGGACAUGCAAAGCAAACGGCAUCAGCUUGCAAUCCCUCUUCUUCGCUGCCUACGCAGAAUAUCUCUCCUCUCUUGCCCCCAGUCGAUCCACUUCGGUCGUUUUUGGGGUUUACCUCGCCAACCGCACCGACAAGACCGUCGGAGCUGAGGAUUUCCCUACCUUGAGGCUCGUCCCGAUCAAAGCUGUUCUGAGGGAGGACACUGGGCUGGUUGAAGUUGCAAAACAGAUUCAGGAGGACAUUCACGUCAUCUCUGCGGUAGAGCACAUUGAUGUCGGGUUAUGGGAGAUUCAAGAGUGGACGGGUGUCGUGGUGAACUCGUUCGUGAACUUCCUUGGUGCGCCGGUCAAUGGGUGUGAACUUAAAGGUGUGAAGUUGGAGGUUGAGGAGGUUGAUUGGAAUGAAGAGAGACCUAGCAAUGCUGAAAGCUGGGUAUCGCCAAGGGAACUGGAAGGGAAUCUUGUUCGGGGAGCUUUCCCCGACGCUGUCGACAUCGAAGUCUCUGUCCUCGACGGCAUGACAAUCGGCGUGUUUGGCCCUCCUUCGAAGCUUGGCAGCCCUCAAAAGAUUAUAGACGGCGUCGUUGCUAUCCUGCAGCGCAUCUAG
This is a messenger RNA of Thermochaetoides thermophila DSM 1495, 13185 nucleotides long. Its product is annotated as nonribosomal peptide synthase-like protein. The record is from RefSeq and is a predicted model, not a curated record. The coding region runs from base 1 to 13185 and encodes 4394 amino acids. Gene Ontology annotation, molecular function: phosphopantetheine binding; catalytic activity. Gene Ontology annotation, biological process: secondary metabolite biosynthetic process; amino acid activation for nonribosomal peptide biosynthetic process. Lineage: Eukaryota; Fungi; Ascomycota; Sordariomycetes; Sordariales; Chaetomiaceae. The transcript has 3 exons. Gene Ontology annotation, cellular component: cytoplasm.